CAAUCAUAGGGAGAGAAAAAGGGGAAGAGAAAGAGAAUCGAGAAAAGAGGCACGACACGAAACUCAGAGCAGCAACGAGUAGGGGAAGCGAUUCGGUGUGGCCGAACCCAUUUUAGUGGUUUCUUCUCACUCUCUAUGCAUGGAAGAGGAGGUGGAAGCGAAGAAGCAGAAGCCACUGAAGCUUGACUGGAGCGAGCUGCUUCCCACCAAGGACGACGACCCGCCACCUUUACUCAUCGUCAACUCCGAAACCCUCACCGGCAAGGCUCAGAGGCUUUCGCCGGAAAUGAGUUCCGAUCGACGAAACGAGGCAAUCGCACAGUUGAGCGAUCAUGAGCUUAACGAGAGGAUUAAGAGUACUGCGAUGAACAUUAAGAAUGGAGUCCUCAGCAGGUUGCCUGACAAAGGGGAAAAACUAAAAAAUUCUCUCAAGUCACUCGAGGACGAGAGGGAACGGAGGAAACGAAAGCGGGUUGAGACGAUUCACGUGGAGGAAGCUGAUGAACUUCAGAACCCUGCACAGUCUUUAAGCUCUAGCAUUGUGGGUGGUUCGAAAGACUUCAAAAUAGAUAGUAUGCCAUCUCGAGACCAGACACAGUCUACUUUUACUUCAUCUUUUCUUCAGAAGAUGGACGACCAUCAGUCAGAUUCUAAGACAGUCAAUGCAUUUGAAAAGGAGAUGUCAUUGUUGGGUCCAUGUAACAGUAAAAGAAUGAGAAACAAAAAUGCGUUCUUGCAGAAACAAGAGCAUAAUCGAUUAUCAACAAGAGUCUCGCCUAGAAAAUUUUAUAGCAAUUGCUCUUCUAAAAGAGGUCAGCUUGGUCUUUCAAAUGGUAAUCAAACGAGCAGAGCUUCUUUCGCCCAGUCUCAAGAUGAUGAAGAAAACCAGUCUAAAUUCCAUGCAAAAAAGAAGGAUGAUCUUCCAGUCUCGAAUUCUUAUGAUUCAAGGGCCAGAAGGGGACAGACGAUUGUUCUAGAUGAGGAGGAACCUCAACCUCAAGAGACAAUGGAGCAAAUAGAGAAACAUGAUGAAUCCAUGAAAGAGGUGAAGGUCUACUACCCAUCAAGUUCUAGGGAUGAUCCAGAAGCUGUUGAGAUUUCAUAUUCGGACUUUGACUGCCUUGCUCCUCAAUGCUACUUGACAUCAACUAUCAUGUGCUUUUACAUGCGGUACCUACAGCAACAUGCUUCUCCAACAAAUAGGGCAAUGCACGAUUGUCAUUUUUUUAAUACCUACUUUUACAAUAAGCUCAAAGAGGCUGUAUCUAACAAGGGGGGUGGCAAGGAUAACAUUUUUACCAAAUUCAGAAGAUGGUGGAAGGGUGUAAACAUAUUUCAGAAGGAAUACAUACUUGUUCCUAUAAAUGAAGAUCUUCAUUGGAGCCUGGUGAUUAUUUGUAACCCAGACCCGGAAGAAGAGUCAGGACCAAUUGUGCUGCAUUUAGAUUCAUUAGGACUUCACUCAAGCAGAUCAGUUUUUCAUAACAUUAAAAGGUUCUUGAAAGAAGAAUGGCAGUAUUUGGAUCACGAAGGAACUUCUAGUUCAGAUCUUCCUUUUGCGGAAAGCAUAUGGAGAAAUCUUCCUAACAAAAUCACAGAUAAAAUCAUUUCGGUUCCCCAACAAAGAAACGAUUAUGAUUGUGGUCUUUUUGUACUUUUCUUCAUGGAGCGGUUUAUCGAAGAUGCUCCUGGAAGGCUAAAAAAGAAAGAUUUAGCAAUGUUCGGGAGGAAGUGGUUUAAACCUGAAGAGGCUUCUGGUUUGAGGGUGAAAAUUCGAAAGUUGCUCACGGAAGAAUUCAAAAAUGCAAAAGCUAAUUGCACAUUGGAGUCUUCACAACCUUCACCUCCUAGUGUUGUUUUAGAAGAAUGAAUUACGAGCAACUGAGGUCUCUCCUUAAUCUUCAAGUGAUUACUUUAGAAGAAUGGACCGAGGCGAACUCAAAGGUUAGAUUGGUGCACAUUGCUUCUCAAACUCUAAUGCCUCUUUUGUAUAGUUCACAUAGUUGAUGAUGCAUCAUGCAAAUACAUUGCUUCUUACACAUUCAUUUAAGUCGUAAAUGGCGAAUCAGCUGUAUAAAGUUCUCUGAGAACAGUUUUGUAUAGAUCGGCGCAAAUGCCAUUAUUUCAAGAAUAUCAACCCGACCCGUUUGACUGGGACGCACGCAGUCACAAUUUCUGGUGACUUAAGGAAAUGUUCACCAACCAUGUAAAGUUCUACUAUUAGUUUUUAAUGUCUACAUUAAUACUUUAAUAGCAAAUUUGAGACUGAGAGCAUUCAUUACAA
This is a messenger RNA of Humulus lupulus (European hop), 2284 nucleotides long. Its product is annotated as ubiquitin-like-specific protease 1D. Gene Ontology annotation, biological process: proteolysis. The record is from RefSeq and is a predicted model, not a curated record. The transcript is spliced from 14 exons. NCBI's taxonomy places the organism in Eukaryota, Viridiplantae, Streptophyta, Magnoliopsida, Rosales, Cannabaceae. Bases 140 to 1870 code for a protein of 576 amino acids. Gene Ontology annotation, molecular function: cysteine-type peptidase activity.